Messenger RNA from Alternaria hordeiaustralica, 1539 nucleotides. RefSeq lists its product as uncharacterized. The record is from RefSeq and is a predicted model, not a curated record. Bases 1 to 1539 code for a protein of 512 amino acids. The transcript is spliced from 3 exons. Lineage: Eukaryota; Fungi; Ascomycota; Dothideomycetes; Pleosporales; Pleosporaceae.
AUGAAGCGCACAACAAGUUCGGUCAUGGGCCUCUUGGCUCUGGCCUCCCAAGCCACAGCGCAAGUAGCCAGUGUCUGCCCAUCUACGGGAGUAUGCUAUGGCCUCAACAUCCCUGAGCGCACAGCAUCAUCCGGAUCGGGAGACAUCUUCUUCCAGAUAUCAGCCCCAAGCAACUAUGAGUGGGUUGCGCUCGGCCAAGGCAGCGGCAUGCCUAACUCCAACAUCUUCGUCGUGUACACUUCAGGAUCUGGCAACAAUGUUACACUAUCACCGCGAUCGACUACCAGCUACCAGCCCCCCAGCCCCAACGAUGCUGCUCAAGUCACUCUGCUUGAAGGAUCUGGUGUUUCGAACGGUGUGAUGACUGCGAACGUGAGAUGCUCAAACUGCAACUCCUGGUCUGGCGGCACCAUGGACUUCACCAGAAACAGCGGGAGCUGGAUCUUCGCCUACCAAUCCUCCGGCGGACCCAAGAACGACGACUCCACCUCUGCGCAAAUCGACCAGCACUCCAACCAGGGUGUCUUCGACUGGCAGUUCGCCCAAGCAAAGGGCGGUUCAAGCGUAAACCCCCUCGUCAACACCUCUCCAACUGGCACAACAGGUGGCGCAACACCAACCAACUGCCGCCAGCGCCCCUCCGGCGCCGCAGGCACAGGUAACGCCAGGCCAAGCCAAACCAGCAGCAACGACGACGACGACGACGAUGACGACAACUACGGCCGCCCAACCUCUCGUCCUACAUCGCGCCCCAACGGCCCCCCAGGAGAAAAGCGCUCCCCCUCCCCCGACAAGGGCGGCAAAGACGACGACGACGACCUCCCCUACUGCGACACCCUCCCCAACGGCGGCGCCACAGGCGGAAACUCCGUCCAAACCAUCAGCUCCGGCGCAUCCGUCAGCCCCUCCAAGAAACGCACCAUGUUAAUCGCCCACGGCGUCCUCGCCUCCCUCGCCUUCGUCAUCCUCUUCCCCUCAGGCGCCAUCGCCAUCCGCCUUGCCUCCUUCCCAGGCAUCGUGUGGCUGCACGCUGGCUUCCAGAUCUUGGCUUACAUGGUGUACAUCGCGGCAUUCGGCAUGGGAAUCUGGCUCGCGCUUCCCAUCAGCGGGGGUCACUAUAUCAGCAGCUACCACGCCAUCAUCGGUAUCUUGGUUUUCUGCCUCGUCUUCUUCAUGCCCUUCCUCGGAACCCUACAUCACAUCUUAUUCAAGAAGACACAGCGUCGUACUCUUACUUCCUACGCUCAUAUCUGGGUUGGACGUAUUGCGAUCACGCUUGGUAUGAUUAACGGUGGACUGGGAUUGUUGCUCGCGGAUAACUCGCGCGAUGGCGCGAUUGCGUAUGGUGUUAUUGCGGCGGUUAUGUGGCUGGUGUGGGUUGCGGCGAUGGUUGUGGGUGAGGCUAGGAGGAAGAAGGCGGUUAGGGCUAAGAACGCGCAGAGGACGGAUAAGGUGCAGGAGGAGAGGAGGGAGAGCGAUAGGAGUACGGAUGAUGUGGAGUUGGCGGGUCAUUAUAGGCCGGCGAAGGGUCAGCAGUAG